AUGUCUCUCAAUGGGUUGGACGAGGCCAAGGUCGUGGAAGCGCACGAGACGGCUGCAUCCGAGCCGGGAGGAUGGUUCCUCCUCCAGUAUACGUCUCGUGACGAGGUUGAGCUCCUGAAACGCGGCAACGGAGGCAUUGUAGAAGUACGCAAUGCCAUCGACGAAUACGACGAGACAAGCCCUCUUUAUGGCUUCCUGAGAUAUCGAAGAAGAAACGUCAUCAUCAAAUAUUUGCCGGAGGACUGCUCUCGAAUCAUUCAAGCUCGCGUGGCCGUCCACUUCACUGCCGUCUGUGAGCGUUUCUCGCCAUACGAUACCGCAUUUGAAAUCUCAACAGCCGCUGAGCUGAAGGAUACCAAACUCUCCGCAGCCUGCUCCCUGCACGCUGCCUCAUGCUCGACAUCCUCAUCCACCAGUUCCCUUCGCAGAAGACGUUUGGUGGAGAUUGCGGAGGAGGAGGAGGAGGAGCAGCGUGCCGUCAAGCGCCAGUCCAUGCAGGAUAGGGAUGGGGACCGUCCGCAGCUGCCAGCCGGCGACAGUCAGGCAGUCGAGCCGGUCACGCUCAACUCCCAGCUGGCUGAAUCCCCCGAACAUAGGAAGUUCUCUGUCGCUUCAACGUCCGAAUUGCCAACUUUCGUGGGAGUUGACGAGCCCCCCACAUCGCCAGGUAAAUCGAGCGACGCGGAGUCGAUCCGUCCGGACAACUAUUCUACUUACUCGUCAUACCCUUACACCAAGCCCAAGGUCAAGCUUGGUCCUCGCCCUUCUCUCGAAAGCGGUGGCCGACCACAGACCGCUGGGAACUUUCGCCCUGUUUCAGCCAUCCCAGCGGGCUUCAAGCUGUUUGGCAAGGGAAGUCGGCGAGGCAAGGGCAGCAGAGACGGAAUCACCAUUGCUGCGCCUGCGGAUGACGCCGUCAGCUUGAACCUUCCUCCAUCUGAAGCACCUGCUGCCGAGGGGACUUUGCAGGCCCAGGAUCCUGCGUCCGCGAGGCCAUCCACCAGCUUGGGCGUUGUCCCUGAACCAGUAUCGAUGUCGCCGCCGACUGCGCCGAAGAAGCCAACCAUCACGCCUGAGAAGGCAAGGCUUAUGAAGGCUAUGAAGCUGAGGGAACAGAAGAAGCAGAUGAGCAUGCAGCCUCCCGCAGCAGAAAGCAUCAGUGAGGCCACAGCCGAAGAGAGCACAGAUGCUGCGGCCGACACUGUCGUGGACCAAGUGCCUGAGGCAGGUCAACAAUCAGAGACCGAGCAACGAGUCGAGGAUGAAGUAAAGGCGGGCAAUACUGCGUCGGCGAUGGAUACGCUUUCCUCUUCGGUGCUUACUGAUCAAACUUCAGACUUGACACAAUCCGACUCGAGACCGGCCAGCCCAAUAGUGGCCUCCUCGGAAGCUGCGCAGUCAACCAAGGCUUCGUCGAUCUCUGAGUCUACCGAUGAGACAGUUCGGGCCAAGGAUGAAGAGGCGGCGCCGGACGAGGAGCGGAACGGGGAAGAUGCUAUCUCAGAGGACGAUGACUGGCAAGAAGCGCAGUCCGAGAACCAGGUCGUGUCAGCCGAGGAAGCUGUCAAGAAUAGCGCCACCGCGUCGGAAGUUGACGAGAGAGGACCAGUCGUUACCGAAGCGAUAUCCUCUGAAGCCCCAUCUGAAGCUGCUGAGUCGAAGAACUCGCAACCUUUGCCGUCGGAACGGGCCGCCGAAGCUGUGGACCCUACUUCGGGCGGCGUGUCGCCCGGUGGAAAUGAACAGGAUGCGCGUGAACAGAAGCUUGAAGUUGGCGAAAACCUCUCGUCGGUUGCUCUGUCAGAUUCCAAGCUCUCGGCCGGCAUUCCAUCGUCACCAAAAUCCCCACAAGAGCCGUUGUCGACCAACGUGGAUACCGAGACAAGCAACAUUCCUCACAGGGACGCUACCGCGGAGCCCGCCACAUCAACAAGUGAUAAUGAGACGGCCCCCUCUGCGCACUCGACGACUCUGGAGAGCAAGGCCUCGAGUCAGGACCUGCCUUGUGUCGACAAACUCGCGGAACAGCCUACUGUCGUCUCCGAGCGCCCACGACUAUCGCUGAAGGAGAGCCCUGUCAUCACAGCAGCUCAAGCGAAAGUCAGAGAGGUCGACGAACAAGACGAGAGCGACGCCGAUACUAUCCCCAUCCCUGUGAGAAGCAACAAGCGGAGGGCUUUUAUCGAGCCUAUCGACACCGAUUCACCUCAUACUCCGAGCAAGCCGUCGUCGGAGGCAAAUCUCUCAGACGACGACGAGUUGAUGAACGAACUGCAGAGUGCUACGGUGCAAGAAGCGAAACACAUGUCCGUAGCCAAGACGCCCGUGUCGGCUACGUUCCCUCCCAGCCCCGUCAAGAGGGUUGCGCCGACGGGUGCGCCGACUGCUCACAUGAUCCGGACCGCAUCAAACCCGGUCCGUGGCAAGUUGACUGUUCCGACGGGCUUCAACCAGCCUUCGACGCGAUCUGUAAGCACAGGAGCGGCCUACUUGCAACAUGUCAACCAACAAUCAUCGCAGCAGGGCGGUAAUCUGCUGAAGAAGUCCAACCUUGGCUCCAGCAUAUCGCAACGCAUCAAGGCGCUGGAGAAGCUUUCUGCGUCGUCAGGCGAUGCACCGCCAGUUGUCAAUUCGCGCGAGCGGCCGUCUUCGACGUUCUUUGCGGUCAAGAAGCGGGAGCCGUCCAGGUCGCCGUCUGUUAUGGACCGGGCGAACUCGUUGCGGUCAACCGCCGAGCCGCUUUCGAGAUCAAACGAGUCGUCUCCUGAAGGCAUGCACGUACGGCAAGAACGAUCCGGCUCCGUCACCAGCCGCCUGUCCGUGUUCGAGUCCCCGACCACUACUACAGCCAACGCUCCUAGCCGGGGCUCACCCGCGAGCAUACACAGAGGACGCUCAGAAUACGUGUCUGUCACAGCCAGGAUCAUCCGGGAUCCAAACGACAAGGCCGGCUUUGGAUUUGAUCCCUCAAAGGACCCCUCCGAGUACGGGCAUUUGGAUCUGAAGCAGUCACCCUUGCUGGUUGACCAUCACAAAGCCGUGCGCGGGCCAGCGCAGCCUGGCACAGAAGCGCCGCUGGGUGAGCGAUCUGUGAAUCAAGAACCCAUCAAGACCGACAAGCCUCGUCAGUCGUCCUUGGGCAUUGUCAAAGACUUCAUCAAGGAGCGUCGCAGGUCUGUGACGUCAAAUCAAGGCGAUGGGUACGGUGCGCCAACCAGCUCCAACCCGUCACGCUCGCCGACUCGGCCCCCUUCUAUCAAUCAGAGCAGCUCCUUCUCACCUCGGCUGUCUAUAAGCAGCCGCCGCUCAUCGGUUGGCGGGGACCGCGAUGGCCACACGUCACCAACCGAGGGGAGCUUUGGUGACGACGCCAAGUCGGCUAAUGGGGACAAGAAAAUGUCUAGAGCAGGACGCUUCAUGCGUCGUCUGUCCAACCUCUCCGGCUCCCGCGGCAAGAACUCGCCCACCGUACUCUCGCCCUCAGUUGCAGAAGACCGGGCUGCCGAAGCGGCGACCCAGAGGCCAGCCACGACAGGGUCUCCCUCAGUCGUGUCCUACAUGGGCGACGUCAACGUGCAGUUCCCCGACAACCUGCUGUGGAAGCGCCGCAACAUGUGCCUUGACUCCCAGGGCUUCAUCAUCCUCAGCGCUCUGCCCGCCCAGAGCGGCCGCCAGGCACAGGGCACGAAGCGAUACCACCUCUCCGAGUUCCGGACGCCGUAUACACCGGACGUUGAGGUUCAGGAACUGCCGAACAGUGUGGUGCUCGACUUCAUCGAGGGAGCCAGCAUCCAGCUUGCGUGUGAGGACAGGGCCGGGCAGCUGAAUGUCUUGAACAUCCUCCAAGAGGCCCAUGCCACGCGUAGCGGGACAUACGGCCUGUAG
Molecule: messenger RNA, 3885 nt
Organism: Purpureocillium lilacinum
Lineage: Eukaryota; Fungi; Ascomycota; Sordariomycetes; Hypocreales; Ophiocordycipitaceae
Molecular function (GO): actin binding
Source: RefSeq, a predicted model, not a curated record